ACAGGAAUGAAGUAAGAGAGGAGUUCCGAAUAACUACUUUCGUUUUCCAUUCUCGAGCUGACAGACCACAGCAAAAAAGGGAAACCUACAAAGAACCAGCUAGAAACUAUGAGAAUUAUAAAAAGAUGUUACCAAUCUGCAUCAUUCCACAAAAAUCUCCACAUUCUUUUAAGGUUUAGCACAUAUCCACCAUCAAACAUUUCUUACUCUGUACAGAAAAGUCUUCAUCAAGAUAUGAAAAACAUUGGUACAUGUAGUAAAAAGAGUUCAACUUCACUAGACCUAGAAUGCACUGCACAGUCCAUUCAUACACAGAGUAAGAAUGACAUUGAGCCUUGGGAAGCAAUGGUAGAUUACUCAAAGUUAUCUCCCUUGGAAUUGAAAAUUCAUCAAAGACAUGUGGCAGCUCACCAGGCUGGAAAGCUCUUUUAUGUAGAUCCUCAGACUGGAUAUCAAGUUAUGACCAGACUGUCUCACUUACAGCGUGGAGAAUGUUGUGGAAAUGAAUGCCGACAUUGUCCAUAUGGCAGGAAGAAUGUCCCAGAUGACAAGAGAAGAAAGAAAUUCAACACCGCUUUCUAUGUUUGAUAAACAUUCCAAUAUAGAAAUACAUGUACUCUGUGAUGCUUUAGAAACAUUACCGGUAAAAAUAAAACAAUUAAAAGCAA
Molecule: messenger RNA, 668 nt
Organism: Saccostrea cuccullata (small rock oyster)
Lineage: Eukaryota; Metazoa; Mollusca; Bivalvia; Ostreida; Ostreidae
Exons: 4
Coding region: 109-588 (159 amino acids)
Source: RefSeq, a predicted model, not a curated record